AUGUCCAAUAACUCCAUUAAAAGACGAAUUUCACCAACUUCUAAGCCAAAUAAAAGGUCCAAAUCUGUAACCCCUACAACUGACGACUCAGUGCUUGACAAUGUCGAACCUUUAACUACUGAAAAAUAUGUGUAUUGUACACAAAUGUCCCUAUCGUCACCAGAUUCUCCCUGUCGCAGCCCCUCUAUCUCUACGUGCGGUAUGCCAACGGUAAGACUGGUUGACAUACAAGACACUAUACCUACGUGCAUCGAAAAGUCAGCACAGUCUACUAGACAGUAUGUGCUACCAAGGCCUAAGUCUAAAAUUUCAAAAACUAAAGAGUCCAAUGAUCCACCUCAUACACACCAAAAUACUGGUAGAUAUAGUAAUGAAAUCCGACAGCUGCAAAACUCUCUAUCCGAAAUUAACGGCAAACUUGAGAAAUUAGCACCCCUCACUCAUAUAUGGGGCCUUGACACAGACAGAAAUCUUGAGCAACUCACUAAAGCUGAGUGUAUUUUGGAGUUUGUGGCUGAAGAAGUGACGAAGAGAGUGAUGUCCUCCUUCAAUGCAGUUGUGUAUAACCUUCCCGACCGCACACACCCAUCUAAGCUAAGAGAUAUUUGCCUUAGAGCAUGCGGUAUGCCGAACGUUAACUGCAAAGUCAUCCGCCUUAGAAAAAAGUCAGACAGAUCGACUUGCCCCAUUUUGUUUAUGUUUGGCUGUUGUAACGAUGCUAAGCAGUUUAUUAA
This is a messenger RNA of Schistosoma margrebowiei, 734 nucleotides long. NCBI's taxonomy places the organism in Eukaryota, Metazoa, Platyhelminthes, Trematoda, Strigeidida, Schistosomatidae. The record is from the annotation of a GenBank genome assembly.